CCAUUUAUUCAGUAGUAUUAAAUAUUUACUUUAAAAAAAAUUAAAUAAUAUUUUACACGUAAUUUGCGUUAUAUUUUAAAACUUAUCAACUAUGGCUGACACCGCUGGAAAAGUUAUCAAAUGCCGUGCUGCAGUUGCAUGGAAAGAAAAAGAACCAUUAUCACUCGAAGAGAUCGAGGUCGCACCACCAAAAGCUCAUGAAGUUCGUAUUAAAGUAACAGCAGUUGCCUUGUGUCAUACUGACGCAUAUACAUUAUCUGGAGCAGAUCCAGAAGGAAUUUUUCCAAGCAUCCUUGGCCAUGAAGGAAGUGGUAUUGUUGAAAGUGUUGGCGAAGGUGUCACUGAAUUCAAAGCAGGUGAUCAUGUUGUACCACUGUACAUUCCUCAAUGCAGAGACUGCAAGUUCUGUAAAUCUCCAAAAACUAAUUUAUGCAGCAAAAUUCGUUUGACACAAGGUAAAGGAUUAAUGCCUGAUGGCACUUCAAGAUUUACUUGCAAAGGUAAAACUCUAGCUCAUUUUAUGGGUUGUUCAACAUUUUCCGAGUAUACUGUUGUUGCUGACAUUUCUUUGGUAAAGGUUGAUCCUGCUGCGCCAUUGGAAAAAGUGUGUUUGCUAGGCUGUGGAGUCCCUACUGGUUAUGGAGCUGCUUUAAAUACUGCAAAAGUUGAGUCAGGAAGUACCUGUGCCAUUUGGGGUCUUGGUGCCGUCGGGUUAGCUACUGCUUUUGGGUGUAAGACUGCUGGCGCUUCUCGUGUCAUUGGCAUUGACAUUGAUGAAUCCAAGUUUGAGAAAGGAAAAAUUUUUGGAUGUACUGAAUUUAUCAAUCCUAGCAAGCAUGAUCGCCCGAUACAAGAUGUCCUUAUUGAAUUAACAGAUGGAGGACUGGAUUAUACUUUCGAAUGCGUCGGAAAUGUUAAGACAAUGCGUCAAGCAUUAGAAGCGUGUCACAAAGGCUGGGGAACUUCAGUGAUUGUCGGUGUAGCUGCUUCUGGACAAGAAAUAAGUACUCGGCCAUUUCAAUUAGUGACCGGACGUGUUUGGAAAGGUACUGCUUUUGGAGGAUGGAAAUCUAAAGACAGUGUACCAAAGCUGGUCGAUGAAUACAUGAAGAAAAAACUCAUGCUUGAUGAAUUUAUUACUCAUGAAAUGCCAUUUGAGAAAAUUAAUGAAGGAUUUGAGUUGUUGCAUUCUGGAAAAUGUUUGAGAGCUGUGUUGAAAUACUAAUUAUUUAUGGACUCCAGAAAUUUAUGAAACACGCACAUUUUUAAUGAUUACAUGAAAAAUAAUAUUUUUGUAAGUGAGUCUAUUAUAUGAAAAUUUAAUAUCAAUAAAAAUUGAAUUUCAAUAUAA
Cotesia glomerata is the source of this 1351-nucleotide messenger RNA. It is a transcript of the gene Fdh, whose product is annotated as alcohol dehydrogenase class-3. The record is from RefSeq and is a predicted model, not a curated record. Gene Ontology annotation, biological process: formaldehyde catabolic process. Gene Ontology annotation, cellular component: cytosol. The transcript has 7 exons. Gene Ontology annotation, molecular function: zinc ion binding; S-(hydroxymethyl)glutathione dehydrogenase [NAD(P)+] activity. NCBI's taxonomy places the organism in Eukaryota, Metazoa, Arthropoda, Insecta, Hymenoptera, Braconidae. The coding region runs from base 92 to 1225 and encodes 377 amino acids.